This is a messenger RNA of Chenopodium quinoa (quinoa), 778 nucleotides long. RefSeq names its product 50S ribosomal protein L31, chloroplastic-like. The transcript has a single exon. Gene Ontology annotation, biological process: translation. Gene Ontology annotation, cellular component: ribosome. Gene Ontology annotation, molecular function: structural constituent of ribosome. Lineage: Eukaryota; Viridiplantae; Streptophyta; Magnoliopsida; Caryophyllales; Amaranthaceae. The record is from RefSeq and is a predicted model, not a curated record. Bases 117 to 518 code for a protein of 133 amino acids.
CAACAUCUCCCAAACAUCAACAACACUAGAAAACUCUCACACUACCACAUCCACUCAAAACCCAACAUUUCUCUCUCAAUCUCUCUUCACAAACAAGCUCUUCACAAUUCACAACAAUGGUGCUCACCCUAUCCAACCAAUUCCUAGCCAAAAUCCCAUCAACCCCAAAAACCUUAACUCUCCCCAAAUUCUCAAAAACUUCAUCUUCAACCCUUCGUCCUCAAUGGAGCUGCCGUAAAACAGACAUUCACCCAGAAUUCCACGAAGAUGCUAAGGUCUACUGCAAUGGUGAACUUGUUAUGACUACUGGUGGCACCCAGAAAGAGUACACUGUUGAAGUUUGGUCGGGAAACCACCCUUUUUACCUCGGAAAUCGGUCUGCUCUUCUUAUUGAUGCUGAUCAAGUUGAGAAGUUUAAGAAGAAGUAUGGUGAAUUGACUCAGAUUAUGACCAUUCCUGUUCUUAAGGGUGAGAUUAUUCUUCCUCCUAAAAAGAAGAGUAAGGCCAAGAAGAAGUAAGAGAUAAGAUUUCUGGGUAUUGUUUGUUGAUUUUGUUUUAGGUUUAAUUUGUGUUUUUUUUUUGUAUAAUUUGUUUUCGUUUUAUGGAUAUAUUUGGGUGUUAUUGUUGGUGAAUUAUGUGGAAUUUAUGUGUAUUUUGGUUUUAAUUUGAUGAAGUAAAAUGAAUAUGUUUUUAAAGGGUAAUUUUUGUGUACAAUUGAUGUUAAUUUGGGUUUUAAUGUGUUUGUUGAUAAUCCUAAUUGAUGCUUUAAAAUUGUUCA